CAGCGACAUAAGUCAGCUCUGCUUGGACGCCAUACUGUCGACAUCAUCAACUAAGACUCGAGAAAGCUCUUUCGCUGAUAUACAGCUACUGAAAAGCCAAACAAAAUGAACUGAAACAGAUUAUCUAAGAUGUCGGACCAAAUUGAUGAAUCUCCGCACCCCAAUGGUGACCAAGAAUCUGGCGAGGUCACAAAGUCUUCACCAGAUAAGGAUUUGGGAUCCGAAGAACCAGACAUGGAGAAAGAUAGUUUAGAUGGUGAUUCAAAUGAUUUGAAAUAUUAUCAACCCGAGGCACAAGAGACUAAUUACGACGGAGAAGCUUUGGAUAAAAAGAAUCCAUUUCAUGGCGCAACCGGAUAUGACGAUGCAUACAAACAUUCGCCCCAUUCUCAAUCUGACUCUUUUGACUCGCUUAGCCAAUCAAAUUCAAGCACAAACGAAAAUUCUGAAUUAACAGCUCUUUUGCCUUCAACAGAAUCGCAAGAGGCACACACCGGAAGAAACAAAAAUGAGUCAAAAUCACGACUUCCGGUGAAAAGUGCGUCGGGAUUAAUUCGAAAAUCGUCAUUGCCAAAACAAAAGAUAACAAGAGACAUCAAAGUUUCAAAAAACAUGACAAGGAGUAAAACAGUUGAUUUAGCAAAGGGUGUUCUUUACCAUGAAGACAGGAAAAAGCUUCCUCGCGGAGAAUCGCAGACAUGUUUAAACGAUAAUCACGGUGUGCGUGAGACUGUUACGAGUCGUAUGCGUUUUGAAAAACGUCACAUUCCACACGAACAAGAGUGUGACGGUGAUGAUUAUAUGACGCCAACACAGAGAAGGGACCAGUUGCUUAAGGACUUAAAAGUUCAGGUCAAGGAAUUAACGAGUGAGAUAGAGGCUCGAGAUCAGCAGAUAGAAAGACUGAAGCAGGAUAUAGAUGAAGAAGCACGUAAGAUAAUUGAACAGAAGAAUGAGGAGGCAAGGCUGCUUCAAUCCAACCUCAACAGCCUGAAGACUGAACAUGAUGAUCUGAAGAUGUCUUAUCAGAAAUCCUUAUGUAGCAUUGUCGAUUUGGAAGAAACCCUUUCCCAACUCAAUGAACGUAUUGCGAGCCAGGAGAAACGGAAUGAGCAGAUUUACUUAGAAAUGUAUAAAAAGGGCCAGGAAUCUUCCCAGUUCGAGCGGAAUGUUGAACUGGAGCGUCUCGCUGUAAAUGCUGAAAGUUCCAGUAUGACAAUGAAUGAACUCAUUAGAAAACUGGUGGUCACGGAAUCCGAGCUGGCGAAAUGGCAGUCUAUUCGACGUCAUGAGUCGUACGAGUCGGCAGAGAAACCGGAAACACAAGCGGAUGUGACGUUGAGGUUCCUCAAAGACUCGUUCUUUCAUUACCUAACAGAUGUGAAGGAGUCCGAUCACCAUCUUCGAGCCAUGAUCAGAAUAUUUAGCUUUACUGACGUACAGAGGAGGAAGAUAUCGGCAUGCGUUACAGAAAAGCAGAACAAAAGUGCAUGAUCCUCCUAACUUGUUGAAUUCUUUUGUUUUUGAUAUUUCGUCUUUUCGUAUUGCAGAGUUAUCUGCUCUUGAUAGCAGGUAUUGAUUGU
Mizuhopecten yessoensis (Yesso scallop) is the source of this 1583-nucleotide messenger RNA. Its product is annotated as DNA repair protein rad-50-like. The transcript has 4 exons. The record is from RefSeq and is a predicted model, not a curated record. Bases 130 to 1494 code for a protein of 454 amino acids. NCBI's taxonomy places the organism in Eukaryota, Metazoa, Mollusca, Bivalvia, Pectinida, Pectinidae.